AUGUACAUUAGGUCAAUGGUCAUUGAUGGCUUCAAGUCUUACUGUCAGCGCACAGAAAUACCAGGAUUUGAUGUGCAGUUCAAUGCUAUUACCGGGUUAAAUGGUUCUGGGAAGUCAAAUAUAUUGGAUGCUAUAUGCUUUCUCCUUGGCAUAACAAACCUUUCACAAGUCAGAGCAACCAAUCUCCAGGAAUUGGUUUAUAAGAGUGGACAGGCUGGAAUAACAAAGGCCACAGUCAGUAUUGUAUUUGACAACACAGACAAAUCCUCUUCUCCGUACGGUUAUGAGCAGUUUGACGAGCUCACUAUCACUCGCCAGAUUGUUGUUGGUGGCAAAAAUAAAUAUCUGAUUAAUGGGACGAACGCUACAAACACACGUGUCCAGGACUUGUUUCAUUCCGUGCAACUGAACGUCAACAAUCCACACUUUUUGAUUAUGCAAGGUCGCAUCACGAAGGUGUUAAAUAUGAAACCACCCGAGGUUAUUCUGUCACUACUAGAGGAAGCCGCCAGUACAAAAUUGUAUGAAACAAAAAAGGAGGCCGCGCUGAAAACAAUCGAAAAAAAGGACUCGAAGCUGCGAGAAAUUGAUAGAGUCUUGAGAGAGGACAUUACUCCCACCAUUAGAAAACUUCGAGAAGAGCGAAGCAGCUACCUAGAAUAUCAAAAGGUGGUCCGUGAAAUUGAACACUUGACGAAGUUCACCGUUGCAUAUGACUUUGCCUGUCUCGAAGAAGCAACACAACGGACAAAGAAUGAUUUGCUGAAACUAGAAGCUCGGGUUAACGAUAAAAAACAGAAGGUUGAACAGCUCAACGGCGAAAAAGCAAAAUUAGAACAAAACCUUCGCGAGCUAACAGAAGAACAUAACAAAGUUGGUUUUCUUUAUUUCACUUCGUAG
Dibothriocephalus latus is the source of this 900-nucleotide messenger RNA. Lineage: Eukaryota; Metazoa; Platyhelminthes; Cestoda; Diphyllobothriidea; Diphyllobothriidae. The record is from the annotation of a GenBank genome assembly.